AUGAAGGCCUUGGUCACCGUCGAGGGAAAGACUGCGACCGUUCAGGAAGUAGAUAUCCCGAAACCUAGCGAAGGCGAAAUAUUAGUCAAAGUCCAUUAUGUGGCCCUGAAUCCGACGGAUUGGAAGCACGUGAAAUUCGUGCCGCCUGGUCGAAUCAUCGGUUGUGACUUUGCCGGUAUUGUGGAAGACAGCAAUGGCUCCCGGUGGCGCAAUGGGCAACGCGUCUCAGGUUUUGUCCAGGGUUCUUCUGUCGAUCCGCUCAGAGGAGUAUUCGCAGAGUACGCCGUCAUCGAAGCCAGUCUGGUAUAUCCGAUCCCGGACGAGAUAUCCUAUCAGGAUGCCGCCGUCAUCCCAUUAGCCUUUGCUACGGCCGUGCAGGCAAUCUUCGGGAGGCUAAAGUUGCCCGAGCCAAGCAACCCAGCCAGAGACGCAUUCCCUUUCCUUGUCAGCGGUGGUACCUCGAGCGUUGGUCAGUACGCUGUUCAGUUGGCUAAGAUGGCCGGUGCGUUUGUGAUCGCAACCGGAUCAGCUCGAAACCACGAGCUUUUAAGAUCGCUGGGUGCCGAUGCCGUGGUCGAUUAUAAGGAUCCAAAUUGGCCAGAACAGGUACGCAAGCUCACUCACGAUGGUCUCGAAUUUGCUUUCGAUUGCAUAUCCGAGAAGGGCACACCAGAGGCUGUCGUAAAGUCGUUGUCGCCCGCAAAAGGAGGGCACGUCGUCACUAUCCUCCCCGCGAAAGAGAUCAGGAACAAGAUUGGGAGCGAAAAGGUCCAGAUAGAAAGUACCAUUGUGUAUACCGUUUUCGAACGACCACGAAGCUUCGGCACCUUCGACAACUGCGGAGACGCGACUCCGGGCGACAAAGCCUUAUGGGAGAAGUAUCUGGUCAUCCUACCGGAAUUGCUCUCUAGUGGUAAGCUCAAGCCUAACAGGGUAAGGGAGCUUGGAGGAUUUGAUGGUAUCUUGUCUGGUUUCAAGGAGCAGGAGGAGGGCAAGGUCAGUGCCGAGAAGCUGGUCUGUAAGAUUUCAUGA
This is a messenger RNA of Annulohypoxylon truncatum, 1032 nucleotides long. Its product is annotated as zinc-binding dehydrogenase. The record is from RefSeq and is a predicted model, not a curated record. Lineage: Eukaryota; Fungi; Ascomycota; Sordariomycetes; Xylariales; Hypoxylaceae. The transcript has a single exon. Gene Ontology annotation, molecular function: oxidoreductase activity, acting on NAD(P)H. Bases 1 to 1032 code for a protein of 343 amino acids.